AUGGCGUCCAAGUUCGGGUUGGCCGGUGGCAUACCGGAGCGCCGGGUCCGACCGAUUUGGGACGCCAUCGAUUCUCGCCAAUUCAAGACCGCUCUCAAGCUUGUCACCGGCCUCCUCUCCAAGUACCCCAAUUCGCCCUACUGCCUGGCGCUUAAAGCUCUCGUCUUGGAGAGGAUGGGGAAAUCCGACGAGGCAUUGUCGGUCUGCCUGAACGCCAAGGAGCUUCUGCACUCAAACGACUCCGUUUUGAUGGACGAUCUCACUCUCAGCACCUUGCAAAUCGUCUUCCAACGGCUCGAUCACUUGGAAAUGGCUACGAGCUGUUACGAAUACGCUUGCGGAAAAUUUUCCAACAAUUUGGAGCUCAUGAUGGGCCUCUUCAACUGCUAUGUUCGCGAAUACUCGUUUGUAAAGCAGCAACAGACAGCUAUAAAAAUGUACAAGCUUGUUGGGGAGGAGAGGUUUUUGCUAUGGGCAGUGUGUAGCAUCCAGUUACAGGUUUUUUGUGGCAAUGGGAGUGAGAAGCUAUUAACUUUAGCGGAAGGUUUGAUUAAGAAACAUGUUGCCUCCCACAGCUUGCAUGAGCCUGAAGCUCUUAUGGUCUAUGUUUCCAUAUUGGAACAACAAGCCAAAUAUGGGGAUGCUCUGGAAAUUCUCUCUGGAAAGUUAGGAUCGCUUUUGAUGGUUGAAGUUGAUAAGCUACGCAUACAGGGGAGGCUUCAUGCUCGGGCAGGUGACUACACUGCUGCUGCCAGCAUAUUUCAAAAAAUCCUAGAAUUAUGUCCUGAUGAUUGGGAUUGUUUCCUACAUUACCUCGGUUGUUUGUUGGAGGACGACAGCAAUUGGUGCAAUUUGGCCAACACAGAUCCAAUUCAUCCUCCAAAAUUCAUUGAGUGCAAGAUUUCAAACUUGGGAGAUGAAGUGUUUGAUUCUCGCAUGUCAAGUGCAUUGGAAUUUGUACAGAAGUUACUAGAAAACAUCGGUGAUAAUUUUUUAAGGUUUCCAUACUUGGCAAAUAUUGAAAUUGAAAGGAGGAGGCACCUACAUGGCAAGGGGGACGCUGACAAGUUAAUGGAGUCUCUAGUCCAAUACUUUCUAAGGUUUGGUCACUUGGCCUGCUUCACUUAUGAUGUCGAGAUGUUUCUUGAAGUUUUAACCCCUGAUAAGAAGGCAGAACUGCUGGGGAAGUUAAAGGAAAGCUCUGACUCUAUUUCAACUGUUCCAACAAAAGUUCUUGGGCAGUCAAUAACACUCUUUAAAUUUCAAGAAUUGAUCGGAAACACAUUCAAGCUUCCUGUGGGUGAACUUGAGGGAUCUGCUGUGCAGAUGGUGAAGAUGUAUUGUCAAAACCUUCCACUUUCGAAGGACUUGGAUUCGCAAGAGAGUAUGCAUGGCGAGGAGCUGCUCACAAUGGCAUGCAAUGUGUUGAUUCAGUUAUUCUGGCGUACAAGGAAUUUCGGCUACUAUUUUGAAGCAAUUAUGGUAUUGGAAUUCGGCUUGACCAUUCGAAAAUAUGUAUGGCAGUACAAGAUAUUAUUGCUGCACUUAUAUUCUCACUUAGGUGCCCUUUCAUUAGCAUAUGAGUGGUUCAGAUCGUUGGAUGUGAAAAAUAUCUUGAUGGAAACUGUUUCACACCAUAUUUUACCCCAGAUGUUGGUGUCUCCCCUAUGGGCAGAUCUAAAUAAUCUGCUAAAGGAUUAUCUCAAGUUUAUGGAUGACCACUUAAGAGAAUCAGCAGACCUUACAUUUCUUGCCUAUCGUCAUAGAAAUUACUCAAAAGUAAUUGAAUUUGUCCAGUUUAAAGAAAGACUGCAACAAUCUAAUCAGUAUCUAGUGGCGAAGGUUGAAGGACCCAUUCUACAGUUAAAGCAGAAUGCAGAUAACAUUGAUGAUGAAGAGACUGUUCUUGAGAGCUUGAAAUGCGGUGUUCACUUUGUUGAACUCUCUAAUGAGAUUGGAUCCAAGUCUUUGACCUUCAAUGAAGAUUUGCAGUCCCGUCCAUGGUGGGCACCAACUGCAGAAAGAAACUAUCUUUUAGGUCCUUUUGAAGGAGUAUCCUAUUGUCCAAAAGAGUACUCGGUGAAAGAAAGGGAAGCAAAUGUAAGGAGAGUUAUUGAGAGGAAGUCUCUUCUCCCUCGGAUGAUUUAUUUGUCCAUACAGAAUGCUUCAACUUUACUCAAAGAAAAUCUCGAGGCCAAUGGAACAACAUCUGACUCUAAAGUCCCUUCGGAACUUAAGAGUUUGCUUGAGCGCUAUGCAAAAAUGUUGGGAUUCACACUAAAUGAUGCUAUAGAAGUGGUUUUGGGGGUCUCUAGUGGCCUAAAGUCAUUUGAGGUCUUUGGUGCGGACUUGAUUGACUGGAUAAAUUUUUCUGUGUUUCUGAAUGCAUGGAACUUGAGUUCCCAUGAAAUUGGGCAAGCAAAUGGUGAUGCAGGUCUGUCUCGAGCAUGGCACUGUGUGGAUUUGCUGUUGGAGAAGUAUGUUUCGGAGAAAGUUAGCUCGAUGGAGACUUUAAUUAGCUCUCCUUGGGUUGAUGUUCCAGUUCUGGUUCAGUUGGUUACAGAACCUUUGGCCUGGCACGCUCUUGUAAUUCAAUCUUGUACUCGGUCAUCUCAUCCGUCUGGAAAGAAGAAGAAGAAAACUGGAGUUGUGGAUCAUUCUAGUCUGUCCCAUAUGCGGGAUUCUGUCCAGUCUCUCUGUAAUACUCUGGAAAAAGUUAUGAAAUGGUUAAGAGAACAGAUCAACAGGCCAGAGGAUGAAAGUUUAGACACUUUACUCUCCUCUUUGCAGAAUAAAGGACAGAAUGAAGGCCCUGGGCAGGUUUUCCAUAUCCUAGAAACUUAUAUCUCAUCCGUAGAUGACACAGAGGUCGGUGAUAGAAUUUCCCGAGCAUUGAAGUCUUGGAGUCCUCCUGAUGUUGCACGGAAGCUAAUAACUGGGAAAUGUACGGUGCUGUCUGAGUUUGUAAGGAUCUGUGGAUCCAAACUAAAGUUGUUGCAGACAUUGAAACAGCAGAUAGCUCAAGUCUGAAGAACGAUUGUCAAAGUUACCAUGAUGUUUCAUGUGCUGUCCAAAUUUUCGUGAUCCAGCAAGGCAAGAGAUCGAAGGAGACUGGCGUUUCCCUUGUCAGUAAAACUUUUAUACUGUUUUUUUUUUAUAUUUUUUUACCGGCGGUGGUUCUGUUAGCAGUUGUGCCGUAAUUUUCUUGUUGGGCAGUGUACAACAACAGUUUUUUCUUUACUUGUUCCUCAGUGUGUUUGAGAGUUGGCACAGGCUUGUAACUUCAGUAAUUUUUUUUAGGCACAAAAUUUUGAACUAUGUAUCUUCCAAUUUUUUGUUGUCUGGUAUUUUAUCUCUCAUAAUUUGUCAAAUUUUCUUGUGAAAUGGAGUUGAUCAAAGUAUUAGUUC
This is a messenger RNA of Malus domestica (apple), 3408 nucleotides long. RefSeq names its product N-terminal acetyltransferase B complex auxiliary subunit NAA25. Gene Ontology annotation, molecular function: protein binding. Lineage: Eukaryota; Viridiplantae; Streptophyta; Magnoliopsida; Rosales; Rosaceae. Gene Ontology annotation, biological process: N-terminal peptidyl-methionine acetylation. The record is from RefSeq and is a predicted model, not a curated record. Gene Ontology annotation, cellular component: cytoplasm; NatB complex.